Ascoidea rubescens DSM 1968 is the source of this 468-nucleotide messenger RNA. RefSeq lists its product as uncharacterized. Lineage: Eukaryota; Fungi; Ascomycota; Saccharomycetes; Ascoideales; Ascoideaceae. The record is from RefSeq and is a predicted model, not a curated record. The transcript has a single exon. The coding region runs from base 1 to 468 and encodes 155 amino acids.
AUGUCAUUUAAUAAUAAAUUCAGAUUCAACAGACCUAACAGUUUGGAUUAUGAUCAUGAGUCUUCAUCAGUGGUAUCUAAUGUUACAACUUCGACAAGCAACUCUGCAUCUUCAAAUAUCCAUCCGUUAGAACUAAUUGUUCAGUCAAUUAUAGGACCUUCAAUAGAAUCUUAUUCAAAAAAAUUGAACAAUUUACAAGAGUCACAAAUGGUGUUAACGUCAAGAAUAAAAUUGUUACAAAUUAGAAUUGCAAAUAUUGACAAAGACCUUGAUCUAAUAGACUUAAAUCAGUUGAACAAUUUGGACAACGAGAUCAAUUUCAAAAUUAAAAUGCUUAAGGAAAAGCUUGUGGGAAUUUUCAAUUUGUUGAAAGUGAUUGAGAACAGAGUGAACAAAAUCAGCAACAACAUUAUCUUAGAUCAACAGGAAAGACUCAAAGAGCAGGUUGGCAGUACAAAGCAAAAAUGA